Parathielavia appendiculata is the source of this 513-nucleotide messenger RNA. RefSeq lists its product as uncharacterized. The transcript has 3 exons. The record is from RefSeq and is a predicted model, not a curated record. The coding region runs from base 1 to 513 and encodes 170 amino acids. NCBI's taxonomy places the organism in Eukaryota, Fungi, Ascomycota, Sordariomycetes, Sordariales, Chaetomiaceae.
AUGGACUUGAACCGGGGUGCAUGGGCGUGCUGCGGGCUCGACUGCUGGGUGGUGCGCAUCAAAUAUGUCAAGAUACUUCUCGAGCUUGUCAAUGGGGUAUUUGAGGCUAGAUUGAAGGCUGGAGAAGGAAGGCACCUCAAGAUCCUCGUGAAGAGGAUUUCCAAGCUCGACAAGGGGCCCGUGUUGCUUAGGGGCGGUAACUGGGCGGCGGAGCCCGAUCCCGGGGAGGUCGACGUCAUAAUCACUAAACCGGGCGGGCACGCGGCGAAUCCGGCAUGGGCGCUGCUGUGCCGCAGCGGGCCCAGUGGGCGGGAACGCCGGGAGCUGCCCCGCGGGGCGCUCGUUGUUAAGCGGAAAUAUCGAGCUAUCAAACCCUCCCGACCGUUCAAACUCAGCACUAUAUCCUCGGUGCAAAUGCUUGAGAUCCCGGUGGAGGCUGAAGAUAGCUUUGAUCUCUGUCAGGACUGCCCAAUCCUCGGAAGAAAGUACGGCUUCGUCACUGAGGUCCCCUAA